Molecule: messenger RNA, 2322 nt
Organism: Wyeomyia smithii (pitcher-plant mosquito)
Lineage: Eukaryota; Metazoa; Arthropoda; Insecta; Diptera; Culicidae
Product: golgin subfamily A member 6-like protein 22
Exons: 2
Coding region: 265-1980 (571 amino acids)
Source: RefSeq, a predicted model, not a curated record
CACGCAGAAACCAAACAAAUAUCAGCAACACCGUCAACGCGAAUAAAUGUUCGAUUUGUUUAGUAUCAUUUUGUGACCGCCAUCGAUUUCUGCAACAAAUUUAAAAUGCACAAGUUGUAUUAUAAUAGCACAACUGCAGCAGGCGACCGCUGUUGUCAUGCCAACAGCUUCGAUUGUUUGACGAAGCUCGAUAAAAGUUGACAUUCACAGCAAGCGUUGAUAUUGUUGCACGAAAUUUUUCAUGACCAUCGAAAGUAUUUUAUCAUGAUUAAAGAACUCUAUCAACCAGUAGAAUCUCAAUCCCAGCAGCCCUGUUUCGUUCCGGCGUCAGCAAUAGUAAGUCUGUCAUCAAACACUGGGGGUAAAGCCGUUAUGUUGUCUGCCGAAAAGUGGAACCGGCUGCUAUCAAAUGCCAGUUCGAGCCGUAUCCGACCUCAAACGGCCAUCGCUGCAGAUGGCAAAUCACUUGCCCAGAAGGAAGCUGAAUUUAAGGAGUAUCUUAAAAACGAAUCGCAGACCAUGACCAAACAGUGGGAGAACACCGUACAGAACAUAAGGGAGAAAAAAGAAUCCGAGAGGCUCCGCAAACAGCGUGAAAAGGUCGAGGAGGACGAAAAACAUUAUCGCGAGCUGAAAAUCGCCGACGAAAUAAAACGGAAAGAGCUUAUUCAAAAAGCUGAAGAAAUGAUCCAAAAAGAUAAGGAAGGGCCCAGGGUGCUAGAAAGUGCAGCAAAAUUCAGCGAGGUGCUGAAAACUCGUGAGCAUCAGCGUAAGUUCAGAGCAGAGCAGGAAGCGCAGCAGGAGUUGCGUCGUAAACAGCUUGAUCAACAGGAUAUCACACAAGCGAACCGAUGGAUUAAGUCGCAAGUGGAACGACAAAUGGAUGACCGUAAGAGAUUUGAUAAUUAUAAAAAGGAGCUCAAAGACAAAAUUUUAAUGGAUAGAGAAGAGCAGAGGCAGGCCCGAAAUUUUCUAAUAGAGCAGGAACAUGGACAACAUUCAGCUUUGGAGGAGGAAGUCCGUAGACAGGUAGAGAAAGAGAAGAAAUUUUUAGAAAGAAACAAGGAAAUGAAGCGCCAACAUGCACUAGAAGCAAUGAGAAUGGUACAAGAGCGUGAGCAAAGGUUGAAACGAGAAUCCGAAAUUGAAGAUACAUUGAAUCAAAUCUACAACGACGGCCAGAAAGCCAUUGCUGAUAAACGAAAAGAGAUUCAUACAAAUAAGCAUAAGUUUCGCGAUAACACUCAUCUUCUACAAAGUCGUGUUGAGUUAGAAAAACAACGUUUGGAACAAGAAGAGAAAAAUCGACAGAAAGCGUUCGAAGAAAAGAAACUCAAUGAAGAUACGAAGGAACGGGAACGUAUUGAAGCUGAGAGGCAGCUCAAAGUAGCUAGAAUUCAGGCACAUAUUGAGGAAAUUGAAUGGAAGAAACAAAACGAUACAGAGAAAAGCGCGCUAGAGCGUAAAGACAUUGCUGAACGCGAAAAGAACGUCCUUGUAACCUUUGCUUAUGAUCGACACAGGGUAUCGGAUAGAACCAUCAAAGCACACGCACAACGCAAGUUGUUAAUGGAUCAAAUCGAAGAACGUGAAGCUCGUGAGAAAACAGAAGCUGAUACUCGAGCUGAGCUGGAAUAUAUGCGGAACAGUGCCGAAAAGGAAAACAAACAUUUUUUGAAGUAUGCCGACGAACUUGUAAAAGAUUCCAAAGCAAAAAGCCGACCUGUACUCCCGCUCUUGAAAACGGUGGAAAAUUAUAAACGGGAGCAUUAUUUUGAUUUUAGAGAAAAAGAAGUUACACCGAGGCAUCUCGUGUCUCGUGUACCAAUCAACAACAAACUUGUUGAACAGCAGCAGUACCAGAAUGGCCUACAAGAUCCGGCUAUUAUAGCGAUGACUCCUGCGAUGCCGCCAAUUCGAGUUCGUUAUGACCCAGAGCAGUUAAAAAAGAUGAAUCCCUACAAGCCUUACAAAAUGUGAGCAGCACAAACAUGACAUAAAUUUUAACCUACUUUCUAGUAAGAGUUCUUAUGAAACCUGUAAACCACGUAAGGCUGAACUAAAAAUAACAUACAAUAACAAGAUACAGAAUAAUUUCUCAUGUUUAUUGAAAAAUUUUAUACAAAAAUAAAUUGUCGAUUCGGCUAUCUUAUCAAAACUAUUCUAGGCGUAUGUUUGAUUCUAGAAGGUGUUGUCUUAUGACGGAUGCCGUUUUUGGACGGAGAUUGACCUGUUGCCGAGCUUUUGUGGCAGAUCUUGAUGAAACUGCCCUUUUAACUUGGUUCACAAGAUGCGAAAUCACAGUUGCCGGAAGGUUUGCUG